AUGUUAAAUAUUUAUUUAUGGUUGGGAAGUUUGACAUUUGUCUCAUCCCUUGCAGCAAAAAGACCAAAUAUUGUUGUCAUUAUUGCUGAUGAUCUGGGAUGGGAUGAUGUCAGUUUUCAUGGCUCCAAUGAAAUUCCAACGCCUAAUAUUGAUUCCCUUGCUUAUGAUGGAAUCAUUUUAAACAAUUAUUAUGUGUCACCAAUUUGUACACCAACUCGAAGUGCCUUAAUGACUGGACGACAUCCAAUACACACAGGCAUGCAACAUGGAGUCCUUGUUGGCGCAGCUCCAUACGGCUUACCUUUAAAUGAGACUUUAAUGCCUCAGUAUUUCAACAAACUUGGAUAUUCCUCCCACAUCAUUGGAAAGUGGCAUCUUGGUUUCUUCAAAGAUGAAUACACCCCAACAAAACGAGGUUUCCAAUCACACAUUGGAUACUGGCUUGGUGCUGAAGACUAUUUCAAUCAUUUAGCUGAAGCUCAUUACGGAGAGAUUGGAUAUGAUUUUCAUCGCAAUAUGUCUGUAGACAAAGAAGCAUUAGGAAAAUAUUCUACAGAACUCUUUACAGAAGAAGCUGUUAAAUUGAUUCAACACCAUAAUCAGACUCAGCCCUUGUUUUUAUACCUGCCAUACCAAGCUGUACACAGUGGUAAUGAUUAUGAAAGGCUCCAAGCACCACAGAAAUACAUUAACCGAUUUCCAAACAUCAAGCACCAUGGACGGAAAAUCUAUGCAGGGAUGGUUUCUGCCUUGGAUGAUGGAGUGGGAAAAGUCAUAAAAGCCUUGAAGGACACUGGCAUGUACAGCAAUUCAGUUAUUGUCUUUUCAACUGAUAAUGGGGGACCAACUCAUGGCUAUGAUGGAAAUAUGGCUUCCAAUUGGCCUCUCAGAAUAUUUCAGGUGAGCAAAGGUGUUACUACCACCCUACAAUGUGGUGGAGGCUGCAUCACCAACACACCGAAAUUGUCACUCCAUAAAGUGCCCAUCAUCUGA
Messenger RNA from Acanthosepion pharaonis, 993 nucleotides. Lineage: Eukaryota; Metazoa; Mollusca; Cephalopoda; Sepiida; Sepiidae. The record is from the annotation of a GenBank genome assembly.